AUGGUUUUAAGGAUUUCUUUCUUGAUUUAUCUUCUACCCAUGUUUGGAAAGGCUGUGUUCAAAAAAGGUGUCAAAUGUGGAGGUAUCCUUUCUGCGAACUCUGGCAAUAUAUCCAGCCCAAAUUUCCCAGGCCUGUAUCCAUACAACAUUGAGUGUGCCUGGCUGAUUGUGGUGGCUGAGGGGUCAUCUGUUCUCCUCACCUUUCAUCACUUUGAGUUGGAGUACCACGCUGACUGUGCCUACGACUACAUUAAGAUCUACAACGGCAUCUCAGAGGAUGAAGGUAACCUCCUGGGAAAGUUCUGCGGUGAUGUGUCCCCUCCCCAGUUCAGCUCCUCCUGGAACGUCAUGUCCGUUAUCUUUCAUUCUGACCGGCACGUGGCCAACAGAGGCUUCUCAGCUGGUUACAGGAAAGAUAUGUGUGGUGGAGUCUUGACUGGUCUCUCAGGCAUCAUCUCCAGUCCUGGUUACCCAGUGGAGUACAACAACAAUGCUGACUGCUCAUGGACCGUGCAUGUGUCCAAUUGUAGUGUGGUCAGCUUGGUUUUUUUGGACUUCCAGUUGGAAAACAAUGAGGGGUGCAACUUUGACUAUGUAGCCUUGUUUGAUGGGCCCACCGUUCAACACGCUCACCUUGGGAACUACUGUGGCAGUGAACGGCCCCCAAACGUAAUCACUACCUCAAACCAACUGCUGGUGGUUUUCAGGUCUGACUUCAACAUUGGUGGAAGAGGUUUCAAAGCAUAUUAUUACUCAGGGGAAUGUCAGCAGGUCUUCACAGCUGUCAGUGGGAACUUCACAAGUCCACACUAUCCACAUGUCUAUCCCAACAACAUCAACUGUCACUGGACUAUCACUCUGGCUGCUGGAUACAGAAUCAAGCUCUUCUUUCCAGUCAUGGAGCUGGAGGAUCAGAACAGCCUGACGGACAUGUGUGAUUACGAUUCCGUGGCAGUGUAUGAUGGAAGCAGUGAAUCGGACCCCUUGCUGGGACGCUGGUGUGGUUCAGAACAGCCUCCUUCUUUGACAUCCAAAGGAAACAAACUCUUGGUAGUCCUCAGCACAGAUCGAAAUUUUGCCUUCAAGGGCUUCUACGCCUCCUAUAUAGGAGUGGUGCCAGUCAAUGUAAGCUGUACCAGGACUGAGUUUCAGAUUCAGAUCUCCAAACACUCUUUGCCACAGCUGGAACGUGAAAGCGUUUACCUGGGGAACCCAUCCUGCUCUGCCCAGCUGACAGCAACGGCGUAUAAAAUACUGGCGCGUUUUGUGAACUGUGGCACUGCUGGUCAGAAGCGUCAGAAUAUCACAAUGCUGGUAAACACUCUAUACAUCGACUUCUCCGACGGAAAGCAGCAGAACGUCCAGGAGUACGAGGUCCAGUGCGAUGCUCAGAGGAAGGUUGCCACGGUUGACAUCAUCUCUGUGGAGGAGCGUCAGAGGCUUAACGAGCUGGCCAAACGAGCUGAGGAGUCCAGCCAAUCAGAGAGCCAAGAAGAGGAAAGCGAGCCUCAUGAGACUGCUGACAUUGUCUUCAUUAGCAUCUGUGUUCUGGCCGUUAUCCUAAUGCUGAUUGCCAUUGUUUGGUUGGUGUUGCUGUAG
Messenger RNA from Chanos chanos (milkfish), 1599 nucleotides. RefSeq names its product CUB domain containing protein 2 (gene cdcp2). The coding region runs from base 1 to 1599 and encodes 532 amino acids. Lineage: Eukaryota; Metazoa; Chordata; Actinopteri; Gonorynchiformes; Chanidae. The record is from RefSeq and is a predicted model, not a curated record. The transcript is spliced from 6 exons.